CACCCACACCGGAUGACCACCCUUCUUUUCCUCCGCCUCUCGUCCGGGCUCUCGUGUCUUCCUUCCGGCUUGCAGAAGAAAGUUGCGGGGAGGUUCAGAGGCAACAGGGCUUAGACAGAAUGGACAGCCAGGGAAGGAAAGUGGUGGUAUGCGACAACGGGACCGGGUUUGUCAAGUGCGGGUAUGCUGGCUCCAACUUCCCAGAGCACAUCUUUCCCGCCCUCGUUGGCAGGCCCAUCAUCCGCUCCACGGCCAAAGUGGGAAACAUCGAGAUCAAGGACCUGAUGGUGGGCGACGAGGCCAGCGAGCUGCGCUCCAUGCUGGAGGUCAACUACCCCAUGGAGAACGGCAUCGUGAGGAACUGGGACGACAUGAAGCACCUGUGGGACUACACCUUCGGUCCGGAGAAGCUCAACAUCGAUUCCCGCAAUUGCAAGAUUCUGCUGACCGAGCCCCCCAUGAAUCCCACUAAGAACAGGGAGAAAAUCAUAGAGGUGAUGUUCGAGACUUACCAGUUUGCAGGAGUCUACAUCGCCAUUCAAGCCGUUCUGACACUCUACGCUCAAGGCCUUCUGACAGGCGUGGUGGUAGACUCUGGCGAUGGCGUGACCCACAUUUGCCCAGUGUAUGAAGGCUUCAGCCUGCCCCACCUGACCAGACGCCUGGAUAUUGCGGGCCGGGACAUUACCCGCUACCUCAUCAAGUUGCUGCUGCUGAGAGGCUACGCCUUCAACCACUCUGCAGACUUUGAGACGGUGCGCAUGAUGAAGGAGAAGCUGUGCUAUGUGGGCUACAACAUCGAGCAAGAGCAGAAGCUGGCGCUGGAGACCACCGUGCUGGUGGAGUCCUACACGCUGCCAGAUGGCCGUGUGAUCAAGGUGGGCGGAGAGCGCUUUGAGGCCCCGGAGGCUCUGUUCCAGCCCCACCUCAUCAACGUGGAGGGCGUAGGCGUGGCCGAGCUUCUCUUCAACACCAUCCAAGCGGCCGACAUCGACACCAGGCCUGAGUUCUACAAACACAUUGUGCUCUCGGGCGGUUCCACCAUGUAUCCGGGUCUACCCUCAAGGCUGGAGAGGGAACUUAAGCAGCUUUACCUGGAGCGUGUGCUGAAGGGAGAUGUGGACAAGCUCUCGAAAUUUAAGAUCCGCAUCGAGGACCCUCCCAGGCGAAAGCACAUGGUGUUCCUGGGCGGGGCUGUACUGGCCGACAUCAUGAAGGACAAGGACAACUUCUGGCUGACCCGCGAGGAGUACCAGGAGAAGGGUGUCCGUGUGCUGCAAAAACUCGGCGUCACCGUCAGAUAAAGCGCCUCACACACACACACACAUACACAUAACAUGAUCGCACAGCGCAAAAGACACACAUACACAAUUCCCCCCUCAUAAGAGAAUAUAUCUAUUUAUCCUUCUUCUCUUUGGGCUUGUGGUGCUCCUCAAACAUCAGAGGACAUCCAGCCAUCACCUUUGUGCUUUCCUUUUCCUCCUCUCCUGGGUCACUUUCCAUAUUUUCCACACUUCCAUCUUUGCACCGCACCCCCCCACCCCCCACCUACCUUCAGAGUUAGUCAGAAACUAUGAAUCAGCAUCAAAAAUCGGGGACGGGGCUGCAAAGUCUAGAAGCGCCUUGUACCUUGUACACGUCUUUGAUAUCACAAUCAAGGUCCACCUCCAAAACACUUGCAAGCUUUCAGCAUCCGUCAGCGACAGCUAAUCACAUUUUUACGGUUUUUAUAAGCCACUUUUUCUUUUUCUGGGAGAGGGAUUUCAUUUUUUUGUUGAAUUUAUUGCAUAUAUGAUUUGAUUUCCUUUUGUUGCUGUGCACUACUACCAUUGUAAAUGGAGUGUAUUGUGGUAACAGAAGUUCCUCCAUGUUUUUAUGAAGACUUAAUUCCUUAAAGGGGCACCAAAAAAAAAAAAGAAGAAAUAAAAGAAGAAGAAGCCCCCCCCCCCCUCCUGAAACUUGAUAUGGGUUUGUGUGAUGGUACUUUCCGGUGUGGGGAUGUUUGUUCCGCCUAUUCAGCUGAUCAAACCUAAUAAUGUCUGUUGUGUUUUCUCCAAAAUGUGGCCAGUCACAGAAGGGCAGUUUGAUUGGAAAAUGGCGGCCACCCAAACUCGAGAGAUUUAAGUUGUCCAGUCUUUCAGUCCCCUCAGCAGGCCGACAUGAUGAAUACUGGAGGCACUUCAUUUUUUUUUUUUUUUUUUUAAUUUUGGAGUAAAUGUUUAUAUUUUUCUUUUCCUCUUUCCGUGGACGUCUUAUCCAGUGCCAAGUGCAGUUUGUUGUUAACUGGAGCUCAUCUUUUAUGUCUUGCUCUUUUUUUUUUUUGUCACUUUUUGUUUUUAUUUUGUUGUUCAUAGCAUAACUGCCUAACGCUGAUUUAAAUAAAAGUGAUUUAUAAGGA
Doryrhamphus excisus (bluestripe pipefish) is the source of this 2398-nucleotide messenger RNA. It is a transcript of the gene actr2b, whose product is annotated as actin related protein 2b. NCBI's taxonomy places the organism in Eukaryota, Metazoa, Chordata, Actinopteri, Syngnathiformes, Syngnathidae. The record is from RefSeq and is a predicted model, not a curated record.